Poecilia reticulata (guppy) is the source of this 2354-nucleotide messenger RNA. RefSeq names its product cytokine receptor-like factor 1b (gene crlf1b). Gene Ontology annotation, biological process: cytokine-mediated signaling pathway. The record is from RefSeq and is a predicted model, not a curated record. NCBI's taxonomy places the organism in Eukaryota, Metazoa, Chordata, Actinopteri, Cyprinodontiformes, Poeciliidae. Gene Ontology annotation, cellular component: external side of plasma membrane. Gene Ontology annotation, molecular function: protein binding; cytokine receptor activity.
CGCGCGCCGUUCUUCUUUAAACUGAACCUGCAGAGCAGCCUUCACUGCAGUGUGUCUGAUGACUUUGGCACAAACUGUUAGAAGAUGAAUUCAAACUGGGAAGCUGGACAGGUCCUCCCUCCGCUUCGUCCGUCCAGCGAGGGACGAAGAGACAGACGCAGGAAAACAGAAGAGAAGCAGCUCACAAACUAUGAUUUUCUUCAUGUUUCUGCUGCUCCUCACUCCAGACGUGCUGCUCUCCUCAACACAUGUUGCCGUGAUCUCCCCUCAGGAUCCCGUCCUGAGAAUCGGCUCUGGUUUGACGGCCUCCUGCAGGCUCAGCCCGGAGCUGGGUCUCCACGCCAGCUCCUUGUACUGGACUCUGAACGGAGUCCGCCUGCCCAGCAGCGCCUACGGCGUCGUGUCCUCCGACAUCCUGAGCGUCGAGCUGCGCGGCCUGAACGGCUCCCAGCAGAAGUCCGGAGACAACCUGAUGUGUCACGGAGCAGACGGACGGAUCCUCGCUGGUUCUUGUCUCCAUGUGGGAAUGCCUCCAGAGAAGCCGGUAAAUUUAACAUGCUGGUCCCACAACGCAAAGGACCUGAGCUGCAGGUGGAGCGUCGGUGGGCAAGGAGAGACCCACAUCCCAACCAAAUACACCCUGAAGUACAAACUGAGGUGGCAUGGGAGAGAAAACGAGUGUGAGAAUUACAGCUCAGAGAAGAAGGGUCACGCUUGUCGCAUCUUGGCAAAAAUCGCUCUCUUCACGCCGUAUGAGAUCUGGGUGGAGGCAACCAAUCAGCUGGGCUCAGCCGCCUCCGACAUCAGCUCGCUCGACGUCCUGGAUGUAGUGACAACAGACCCUCCUGCUGACGUGCGGCUGAGUCGCGUCGGCAGCCUGGACGACCAGCUGAUGGUCCGCUGGGCCAGUCCGCCCGAGCUCAAGGACUUCCUGUUUCAGGCCAAAUAUCAGAUCCGCUACAGAAUGGAGGACGGCGCUGACUGGAAGGCGGUGGAUAACAUCGGGAACCUGACGUCAUGCCGGCUGGCGGGCCUCAGGCCUGGGACCGUCUACUUUGUCCAGGUGAGGUGCAACCCGGUGGGGAUCUUUGGCUCCAGGAAACCUGGAAUCUGGAGUGACUGGAGCCACCCGGCUGCAGCCUCCACACCCAGCGGAGAGCUGCUACAAAGAGGCUCCUGUGAUCCUAAAGCCGGUGAGCAGAACUCCACCCUGCGGCGGGAACUCAAGCAGUUCUUCGGCUGGGUCCGCAAGCACGCCUCGGGCUGCAGCAGCAUGUCGAUCAAACUGUACGAUCAGUGGAGGGUGUGGCUGCAGAAAACCCACAAAACACGCAACCAGGUUCCACAAAACAAUAAUUCGUAGCCCGGGUACUCAGUGCUGCUCUGGAGUCGAACUGGUCGUCGUGGUUCCAGUUGGGUGAGAAGUCCAGGAUUUGAAGAUUUGACCCUGACUUUUUAAAAAAAGAUUUGUGAAACAGCAGAGCCGGUGGGGGGCAUCCACAAGAACACAGAUUGUCAAAGAUGUUUAUUUUUUAAGGUGAUGUUUGAAAUGUAAAUCAGGAAAGUCGAACUGUAAGUUUUGUUUUUUUUAGGCCAAAUGUUUAGUUGAUGAAUGGAUUCGUGUUUUACUAAGUAGCUGUUUGUUUGCUCUGUCUGGCUACAUGCCACACAGAAGAAGAAAAGAUACACUAUCAUUAGCAAUGCUUACAUCCGAUACGGUGCUGUGAAAAACUAUUUGCCUCCUUAUGGAUUUCUUCUGUUUUUUGUCAGAUCAUGAAACAGAUUUUAACAUCUGACAAAGAUAGCAUAAUGCAGUUUUCAAAUAUGGAGGAAACUAUCAAAACAACCUAAUUAAAUGAGUCACAAAUUAUUUGCCAAGAGACAAAUGACUUUCUCCAACAGGGUCAGGUUGCCCCUCCCCAAUAAGUCAUCACUGUGUGAAAAUAAAAAGAACUAUAAUUUUUUUUUUUUUUACUUGGAUUAUCAUUGAUCUUAACUUUUGGAGAGGUGUGCCCCAUCAACCUUUUUUUGGUUCCAUUGCAGCCAUUUGUUUCCCCUCAGGUCAGAUCUGUAAAUCCUCCUGUGGUUGAUAAACUUUAGGUAAAAUCUGUUCAUUUUAUUUUGUUUGAUAUUAAGGGGAAUUGACUGAUAUCUACAGGGGCAAUAAUGAUCUCUGUUUACUUCAAUAUUUCGGAAAACAUAUUCAGAUAUUCAAGUAAAGCAUCAGUAAUUUAAAACAUGACAAGUCUUAUUGUCGGAACCAGAAUAAUUGUUUCCAACCUUUGUAAGAGAUUAUAUUUUUGUAUCGAGUUUUAUUACUUAUGCAGUUCAUCCAGUAAAAAGUUCCAACUCAA